AUGACAUAUUUAUUAUCAAAUAAAAAUAUAAUUUUUAUUAGAUUUUUUAAUCCAAUAACAAAUAAAAUAAUCAAAUUUCAUAAUUUUAAUAGUUCAAUCAUAUUUUUAUAUAAAAAAGAAAUAAGUACAUAUGAAAAAAUACAUAAGAAAAAAAUAACAUUGCCAAUAAAAACGGAAGCAUAUGAAGACUUGACUUUAAAAGAAUCUAUUAAAAGCAAAUCUAAAACUAAAAUUACCGAAAAUAUAAAUCAGCAAACAUCCAACUUAAAUGAUAGAAAUAAUUUAUUUUUUUCAGAAAAAAACUAUGAAUCACAAAAUUUGAAUGAACAAUUUAAUAAAUUCGAUAAACUUUUCAAUCAUACCGUUGGAAUCAUAAUGAAAAAUGGAAAAAAAACAAAAGCACAAAAACAACUUCAAAACGCGCUUAUAUAUAUUAAACAAAAAAUAAACGCAGAUCCAUAUUUUGUUCUUUCUAAAGCUAUUAAAACAGUUUCUCCCUUAAUGAAACUUGUGUUCAUAAAAAAAGGAACUAAAUCUAUAAAAGUGCCAGUUCCUUUAAAUGAACAUCAGCGACAUAGAAAAGCAAUAAUCUGGAUACUUGAAGCCAGUAAUAAACAACAUAUUCUGUUUUCCAAAAAAAAGAACAACUACAUAAAUUAGCAUUAAUAAAUAAAGCAAA
Pneumocystis murina B123 is the source of this 679-nucleotide messenger RNA. RefSeq lists its product as hypothetical. The coding region runs from base 1 to 660 and encodes 219 amino acids. The record is from RefSeq and is a predicted model, not a curated record. Gene Ontology annotation, biological process: translation; ribosomal small subunit assembly. Gene Ontology annotation, molecular function: mRNA binding; structural constituent of ribosome; rRNA binding. Lineage: Eukaryota; Fungi; Ascomycota; Pneumocystomycetes; Pneumocystales; Pneumocystaceae. The transcript has 5 exons. Gene Ontology annotation, cellular component: ribosome.